Messenger RNA from Homarus americanus (American lobster), 1374 nucleotides. RefSeq lists its product as uncharacterized. The transcript is spliced from 8 exons. The record is from RefSeq and is a predicted model, not a curated record. Lineage: Eukaryota; Metazoa; Arthropoda; Malacostraca; Decapoda; Nephropidae. Bases 24 to 1142 code for a protein of 372 amino acids.
CACACGCCCCUUAGUCCUGAAUUAUGGCUACUUGGAGGAACAUCUGCUUUACCUCGGUACUUCUCUUCUUCUUCCUAUGUCAUCCAGGCCUAUGUGAGAGUGAUGGUGAUGAUGGUGGUGGUGAUGGUGACAGAAGCUUAAUGGUGGCGGCAAUCAGCAAGAAGUAUAUGAUGGUAUGGAGUUCUCCCAAUGAUAAACUUGGAAGUUCAUGGUCUGACUUCAACGAUGAUAUAGACUCAGUCCUGUGUACCAGUGACCUGAAUUGUACCGCUGCUCUCUACAACUUGGACUUGGCAUUGAGCUACGAGUCACCCUUACCCUCUAAACCUUACUGUGUAUUACAAAACACCGGGGACGAAGGUUCGAAUCCUGAAGUGGGUCACUGUACAUGUGGUGCCGGUCGGUGUGUCUCGUACAGCCGCUCCUAUAGUUUGGACAACGCUGUCUUCUACUACUGUGGACCUUGUGGAUGGGUUGGUGCACAGUGCACAAACCACUCAUGUACACAUGCGUUAGCUGAGUGUCGUGGUGGUUACUGUGAGUGUACUAACGAUGGCAUCUUCUAUGACCUUACCUAUUGUUACAUUCCCUUCUACUUCAAGUCCAUGGCAAUUGAGAUGUUGGUGUCGACUGCUGUAAUCGCUAUGGUGUGCACCAUCUUCGCUUACGGCUACCACAGAUUCAAUGCACGGAGGCAAAGAGGUUAUCCUGAUAGUUGGUUCCGAAGCAAUACCAGGAGAGAGUCACCAGCUAACGACACGCCCCCGACCUACGACGACGUAGUGGAGAAACUGCCUUCCUACCAAGACGCCCUCAAUAUGGUCAAGGAGGGUGAAGGCGGGAAGACCAACGAUGCCUUCGAGCCAGACGACAUCCAUCUUCCUCCCGCCUACGGUGACGUCAACAACGGAACCACUAACUCCACAUCCAUAGCCAUACCUGAACCUAUGUCCACACUCACACCUAUAACCACAUCCACACCUAUAUCCACAUCCACACAUAUAUCCACAUCCACACCUAUGUCCACAUCUAAAUUCACGCCCGCAUCCACAUCGGAGAAGAUGGAUGAACCGGAUGGAGCUUCAGCGGUUAGUGACGUCGGCGAGAGAGCUUCAGUGUCUCAGCCAGUCACCAGGGAGUAAACAGCAAGCCUUGGAUCCUGAUUGGCUGUCAGUGGAACAAUCUGCUUCAGGGAGUUCCACAGCCUAAGCCAAUGAGCUGCAGGAGUCCUAAACUCCCCAAAAAUGUUCUUCUAUGCAGCCUGAUUAAUUCUUUACUGUUUUAGUUCAUUUAUAUAAUUGCCUAACCUAGCCUAACCUAAGUUAACCUAGCCUAACCUAAGUUAAUCUAACCUAACCUAAGAUAACAUUAACC